Messenger RNA from Danaus plexippus (monarch butterfly), 2499 nucleotides. RefSeq names its product ATP-binding cassette sub-family G member 4. Bases 97 to 2001 code for a protein of 634 amino acids. Gene Ontology annotation, molecular function: ATP binding; ABC-type transporter activity; ATP hydrolysis activity. The transcript has 11 exons. The record is from RefSeq and is a predicted model, not a curated record. Lineage: Eukaryota; Metazoa; Arthropoda; Insecta; Lepidoptera; Nymphalidae. Gene Ontology annotation, cellular component: plasma membrane.
GCUUCUGAAUCGGCGCGGGCGCAUUCAGAAACGACUAGUAUCGGUCGAAGCACGUGUGUUGUUGAAUAAUAUUAAUGAACUUAUAAAAAUAUCAAAAUGAUGCUCGCAGGAGCUGAGAUUGUGGAAAGUGUGAGUUAUAAAGCUGAUACCGAGAAUGCUGAGGUUAUUGCCCCGGGUUCUUCUCAGGACAAAGCCCCGGGACUCGCAAAGCUUCCGACAAAGGAUCCCGUGGACAUGCAGUUUACAAAUAUUACAUGUACUGUCAAUCUCGGUAUAAACAAAGGAAGCAAACAGAUUCUUCAUGGGGUGAACGGCAGAUUUCGACCAAAACAGCUUAUUGCGAUCAUGGGUCCAUCUGGGGCUGGCAAGUCAACACUGUUAGAUGUUAUAUCAGGAUACAGAAUCACUGGUGUGGGUGGAGCUAUAUUCAUUAAUGGAAGAGGAAGAAUUAUGAAAAGAUUCAAGAAAAUGUCGUGUUACAUUCAACAGGAUGAUCGAAUUCAGGGACUGCUUACAGUAGGCGAAAACAUGUCUAUCGCCGCUGAUCUUAAACUACCUACCAAAUUAGACAAGUACGAGAAGGGUGAAGUGAUAGAAGAUAUCUUAACAAAUCUCGGUCUUUAUGAACAUAUGAAUACUCGAGGAGCUCAGUUGUCGGGAGGCCAACGCAAGAGAUUAUCUAUCGCUUUGGAGCUUAUCAAUAACCCUCUAGUUAUGUUUUUAGACGAACCUACAACGGGUCUGGAUAGUUCGUCAUGCACCCAAGUAGUCCAACUCUGCCGCAGCCUUGCCCACCAAGGCCGUACCAUUGUUUGUACAAUUCAUCAACCCUCCGCCUCUCUUUUCGCGUUUUUUGACCAGGUUUAUGUUCUAGCAGCUGGAAAAUGCCUCUAUCAAGGCACCACAAGAAAUAUGGUCCCAUAUCUCGAAGAAGCUGGAAUUCCAUGUCCCAUAUAUCAUAAUCCGGCUGAUUACAUUAUUGAAUUAGCGUGUGGCGAAUACGGUGAAGAUAAAAUUGAUGUUUUGACCAAUAAAGCUGAAAAUGGAAAGGCACUACAAUGGUUUGAUAACUGGGAGUCCAUAGCAACCAUGGAAGCCCUCAGGAAACAAUAUCCUUUAAGUGUGAUGAAAGAACAAGAUUCUGGAAGUAGUAUAGAAGAAACUUCACAAUCUAAUCAGAGAUCGGUACUCAUUAAAAGAGGGUUUCUGAAGGCGAAACGUGAUCCUACUAUGACACAUCUUAGAAUAAUGGUUAAUAUAGUGGUUGGAAUUAUGCUGGGGGCGUUAUUUAUUAAUGCUGGAAAUGAAGGCUCUCGAGUUUUUGAAAACUAUAAUCUUCUAUUUGCUAUUCUUAUGCACCAUAUGAUGUCACCUAUGAUGUUAACUAUCCUUACUUUUCCUUCGGAAAUGUCAAUUUUGUUGAAAGAACAUUUUAACCGUUGGUACUCUUUAGGAUCUUACUACAUAUCUAUCAACGUCGUCGACUUGCCUAUUUCGAUUAUAUCAUGUGCCAUAUUUAGUGUAAUAGUUUACAUGAUGUCAGCCCAGCCGCUUGAGCCGGGUCGAUUCGCAAUGUUCUUUGCCAUUUCCAUCUAUACUGUGCUUGUUGCACAGAGCUUUGGGCUCAUGGUCGGAGCUAUUUUCAAUGUUGUUAAUGGCACUUUCCUGGGGCCAACUUUAUCAGUUCCAAUGAUGAUGUUUGCCGGAUUUGGAGUAACGUUACGAGACCUUCCACCUUAUUUAUAUUGGGGAUCAUAUGUGUCCUAUCUCAGGUAUGGGCUGGAGGGAUAUAUUGGUGCUAUCUACGGGCUUGACAGACCUACUUUGGAAUGCAACGAAGCUAAAUAUUGCCAUUACAGAUACACACGCACGUUUCUUAAAGAUAUUGCCAUGUCUCCUAACAAUUUCUGGUGGGAUAUCUUAGCACUGACAGUUACUCUAUUUGUUCUUAGAACAGCUGCUUUCUUGCUCCUCAAAUGGAAAUUGAGUGCUGUUCGAUAAAGCAACUGACUAGAUAUAAGUAGGUUUAAAGACAAACAAAAGGCAUUUACAUUAAUCGAUGUAGCUCAGUCGGGUGUAAUUGUAAUAUUGGUGUCUAAAAUGUUAUUGAUAUAGCAAAUAAGUGGAGUGCUUUGUAAAUUGUAGAAAAUGUUAUUUUUGUUAUGUACAUGAAAUAUGUUUUGAAUGAGUUUUGGUAAGCGUGACUGUGAUAAGGGCAUGCUUUUCAUUUAUACAAAGUGGUAAGUUAAUUUAUUUAUCUUAUAGCUUUAGGUACAUUAUAACAAAAUUUUAAGGCUAUAUCUAUCAUUUACACAAAUAGAUGUCACGUAUUUCUAGGCCAUCAUGUUGUUUCUUUUAUGGUAUAUCUGUUAACCGUGGUUCUGUGAUAAAUUAAUUAUCCUUAAUGAAUUUUUUUCGAACAAUUUAACAAAAUUUUAUUUUUUUUCCAUAUUCAAUCAAUGUAUGGCUAUAUUAUCAUUAAAACAUUUAAAUAUUAAA